Molecule: messenger RNA, 927 nt
Organism: Auxenochlorella protothecoides
Lineage: Eukaryota; Viridiplantae; Chlorophyta; Trebouxiophyceae; Chlorellales; Chlorellaceae
Exons: 3
Coding region: 1-927 (308 amino acids)
Source: RefSeq, a predicted model, not a curated record
AUGGCCUCCCUGAUCAUUCCCUCUGGGCAGGCCCUAGCCGCGGGCGCGGGCUUCGUCCCCUCUGGCCUGCUGGAGAGCGUCCUGCACACGACGGAGUCGCUGGGCCCGCUGGGCCCGCUGGCCUUUGUCACGGUCAUGUCGUGCGCGGAGUGCAUCCCCCUGUUCCCCACCCAGCCCCUGCUCCUGGCCUCCGGCCUGCUCUUCGGCACGCGCACCGGAGCGCUGUGCAUCCUGGCCGCCAACUUCCUGGCGGGCACCGCCACCUUCUUCAUCGCGCGCGGCGUGGGCCGGCCCUGGGCGGAGCGCCUGAUGGGCGCCGACACCACGUCCCCGCUGGCGCAGCGCGCGCAGCAGCUGCGCGCGGUCAUCGAGCGGGGCAGGUUCUGGCAGCAGGCCGGGACCAUCCUGCUCCUGCGCAUGACGCCCAUCGUCCCCUUCAGGCAGGGUCAUGGGGGGCUGGGGAGGGGUAUGCAGGAAGCGAGGGGGCCGAUGCUGGGGUCCGAUGCGCUCCUGAACAGGGAGGGAGCAGGCGGGAGCUCGAGCUCGAUGGAAGGUCCAGUGAGCGCUUCGAACUACAUGCUGGGCCUGACCCCCCUGCCCUACACGCCCUACGCGCUGGGCUCCGCCCCCGCUCUCGUCUUCUGGGCCUUCUUCUACGCGUCGCUGGGCGGCGCCUCCCGCUCCCUCCUGCGCCGCGGCGUGUCCCCCGAUGUGCUCUUCGCCGACCUGCUGGAGCGGGCGGCGGGAUUCUCUGGGGACGCGGGGCGUGUUGCCCUGGGGCUCGGCCUGGCGGGCGGCGUCUUCCUGCUCGUGGCCUCCGUGCGUCGCAAGGCCGCAGCCGGCAAGGGCAGUCUGGGGCCGGGCCAGCAGGCGGCGCCCCCUGAGGCCGUGGCGAGCGCCAUGCGGUCCAGCGACGAGGCCCUUUAG